AAAAGGGCAAAGAUUGGAAAAAGCCAAUGCCGUAAAGUUAGAGGAAAGAACACAAGAGUCACCUACCUAUACCAAACAGCGUUCGAUCAGGAAAGUUUGGACAUCAUAGUGAAAGGUGAGAAGGAAAUACUGUAGAGAAAAGGGUAUUGACUUUAAAACAUACUAUUGUCAUAGAGAUAAAAUUCAUUCUGCUUACCUCUUCGCCAGUUGAACAGUGCCGGGGAGUACUCCUGGGAAUUAUUGGCAGAGGGGAGGGAAGGGGGGUGCCUCCUGGUUAUCAAAAUCCCUGACUCUAUUCAGGACCAAAACUGUCAUGUUUUUACACCUGUUUUCAUACAUGGCGGCUUAGAAAUUAUGUCAUCAUUACUUGGAUUGGAACAGGAACAAAACCUAAAUCUUAAUUGGUACUCUUCUCUUUCUUUCUAACUCGUUUAUUCGUUAAAGCCAUACCCGAUUCCAUACCAAGAUGGACAAAGUCUAUUGCCGUUUUCGGACCAAACCGGUGCAAAAACCCUACCCUUUGGGCGGCACAUAUAAGGGGGUACCAGCCAGGGGCGAUGGCUCGAGAUAACAGGGAGCGAAGUGCAAUUCCCACAAAAGAAGUCUCCGGUAAAUCUUUUUUUUUGUCUUCUAUUUCAGCUUUAAAGAAACCAGGAGAAGGGUCAGGAGAAGUAGUAGAAGUAUUCAGCAAUGACGUCGGAGAAGGCGCCAGUACAGAUGAGAAGAAAGGAGGCAGUGGUGGCGAAGAGAGCGGAGAAAGUAGCGACGAGAACGACGCAGAAAGUAGUGAAAAGAGCGAAGGAGAAUUAACUAGCGAAGAGAGCGAAAGUGCUAAUAACAAAGAGAUCAAAGGAGAAACUGAUGCAGAUGUACCUGAAGAAGGCAGCGACGAGAACAGUGCAAAAGGAAAUGGCGAAGAAAGACACGAAUGCAGGGACAAGGAGAAUGGAAGAGGCAUUGAUGAUGGGGUUGGAGAGGAACCAGGGGCCACACGACGGCUGGAACCUAGGAAGAGAGGGAAAACAGAAGUAGAGAAGCUGAGUGACGACCUAAGCCAUUUUUCUUCCCAAUUACCCAAAAAAAGAAAAGGAAGAGACUAACUCACAUAAGUAACAAAUGAACCAUUCACACCGAAUAGACAUGUUUAAUAAGUAAAAUCCCUAGGUUAAAAAGGAACACAGGGUUCUACACGGAUUUAAUUGAAUUGAAUUCAAGACGUUGCGUAAUCGUCGCAAAAUUUUGAAAAUGAUAAAAGUGCACUAAACAGUCACAAACCGUUUUAAACAUGUUUAAGGACUCUUCAAGCUUUGGUGUGAAUGGAGCCUAAUAUUUAGUCUUUGAGCGGAUAGUUGCCUAGCUAACCGUGCAGAGAACUCGUUGAAAAUCGUUCAUGCGCCU
Molecule: messenger RNA, 1398 nt
Organism: Pocillopora damicornis (cauliflower coral)
Lineage: Eukaryota; Metazoa; Cnidaria; Anthozoa; Scleractinia; Pocilloporidae
Source: RefSeq, a predicted model, not a curated record